AUGAUCGCGCUCGCUAUAGCCGUCUCGCUCUGCGCGCUGGCCAGCCAUCCGGGGGCUGGCGCGAGCCUCCACUGCGCGAUGCGUCGCGAAAUAUCCCCCUGCACGUGCCGAAGAGAGGACAGCGGCACCGGCGCCGUCCUCGUCAUAUGCCAACGGAUUAGCACCUACCAGGACAUCGCCCGCGCCCUAACCAACAAGUUCAGCCCCGAGACCAAGAUCGGCCUCGACAUCUCCUACUCCCAGCUGCCGGACUUCGCAGACCACACCUUCCGGGAGCUGGGGCUCUCCAUAACUCGGCUGAAGCUCAACUUCGACAAUCUAAGUGAACUGAGGGAGAGCGUGUUCGCCAAACUUGAUCUGCUUGACUACUUCAGUCUGGCAGACAACUCUCUGACCGAGAUGCCGCGUAACGUCCUCCGACACCUGCCACACAUCCAAACGCUGGACCUUUGCAGGAAUAAGAUCACCAAGCUAACUGAGGAGGACUUUAAGGAUAUCCAAGAACUGGAACAUCUCCUCGUUGCUGAUAAUCAAAUAUCGAAAAUCGAAAGGCACGCUGUUCCUAAAGGCUUGAAACACGUGCAUCUCGGUAUAAACAAAUUGACGAGUCUGAAUGGGGCAUUACGAGACUUGGAUGAGCUGGAAUGGAUAUUCAUAAAUGCAAAUGAUCUAAAGUCUAUUGAGAAUGAGUUACCCAUUAAAGCCAAGAAAAUAGUGCUCAUUCACGCAGCGCACAACGAAUUGCAAAGUCUGCCCAAGGAUUUGAAGCAAAUGCCAUCGUUGGAGUCCCUGUAUUUCUACGACAACCACAUAAAAUCACUAGAGGGCGCUUUGCAGAAGUCUCGCCGUCUGAUGACAAUAAGCCUUUCUUUUAACAAAAUAGAAUUUCUUGCUGAAGACGAUUUCGCCGAAGCAGAGAUACUGGCCGACUUGGACAUAGCCUACAAUCAGUUGCAGGCUCUGAACGGUUCAUUAAGGAGUUUAAAAUCACUGCGUUAUCUCAAUCUGACCCAUAAUUCUUUCACCGAAUUCUCGCUGCAGGAGAUUAAGGGACUAAAACGCUUGUCUGUUAUCGACCUUUCGCAUAACAAAAUCAGUUAUAUUACAGGAAAUAUGGAGAAUCUUGUCGACGUGGAGACGCGCGUGCUUGAGCUGAGACUCGACCACAACAACCUUCUAAAUCUGGGCGGAGCACUGAUGGGCCUCCACGGGUUACUUCGACUCAAUUUGAGUAACAACCAGAUCCAGCAGAUAUCGCCAGACGACCUCAUCGGUUUGGAGGAGUUGAGACUGCUAGAUGUUUCUUACAAUCGUAUUACUACGCUAGAGGAGACUUCGAAGACCUUCCUGCCGUACCUAGAGGAUCUAAUUGCUCAUCACAACAACAUAACAUCGCUGGACAAAGACUUUCACGGCCUACCGUCGUUAUGCACUGCUGACUUGUCAUACAACAAAAUACAAUCUGUGAAUUACGAGGUCGUCUCGAAAUCAAGAUGCACAAUUAAUGGUGUCCCCAGCAUAUUGAAGAUUUACCUUCAAGAUAAUCCGGUGCUAUGCGACGAUCGGUUGUACGAGCUGAUGACAGUGCUAGAAGGUCUGAACGCCAGACUGAGCGGCGAGGCAACUUGUGCGGCCCCGCAGACAUCGGCACCCGUAUUGAUGAGGGCGCUCAACGACAUUGUACCAGAUGCACCCGUCAUCGUGGUCACCCACGUCGGCAACGGAGUCCGGGUGCUAGAAGGAAGGGAGAUGCAGCCAAGUCACCUCACUUAUCGCCGCGUCGGCGCCAUAUUCGGACACAUUCUGCCAGAACGCGAAGGCGGUUUGCCGGUCCUCGUCGAACCACCGGUAACACUUCCGAACUCGGCGAACAACGUGGUGAAGUGGCCGAACGAGAGGCGGGAACCCACGCACCCUCUGGCUGACCAUCUGCGCCUGCGCGAACUGAACACUCAGUGA
Molecule: messenger RNA, 1959 nt
Organism: Leptosia nina
Lineage: Eukaryota; Metazoa; Arthropoda; Insecta; Lepidoptera; Pieridae
Source: the annotation of a GenBank genome assembly